UCGAUGUGCUCUAUUCUUCGGCCGUAUCGUCCUUUCCUUUCUCAGCUCUCUCUCUCUCGGCCUUACUUCCCUCGGACACAUCGGCUCUCAACACACGUACAAUCAAGCAAUUAAACCCGACGUUACUACGGCGUAACGAUGACACAGGACGCCGUCAACCGCGACGGAGUGUUACUCGGUACCCCCUAUACGGGUGUAGAUAAGGUGCUCCGGCGAUUACAUUUUUGUGAUCCAGAGACUGUUAGUCCGCCAUCGUAAUGACCGACCAUCGCUCCGUCCAUCUUCGGUAUAGCGUGGCGCACGUGCCCCAUUAGAGUGUUUAUAAUACAAGGGUUCGCUAUUGUGUCAAUCAACUAUCAUGGCUGAACACCAGGACCACGGACCUCUUCCUAGCAGUGACGUUCGUGCCACAGGAAUUGAUGUGAUCGUUGUCGGCGCUGGCUUUGGAGGUAUUGCUUGUGCGAUCGAAUGCAAACGGAAGGGUCAUCGCGUUAUGAUCCUGGAGAAAGUGCCUGAAUUGAAGCAACUAGGUCACCUCGGCCCAAAUGCUGGUCGCAUCCUGGCCAGAUGGGGCCUCCAUGAAAGAUUAUGGGAGGUCUCCCGUUCCGCAGACGCAAUGCACCUCUAUGACUACCUCGGAGGCCUCAUUCAAGUACAAAAGAUGACCUGGCCGCUCUUCGGAGCGUUCGCUUACAAUGGUCAUCGAGGGCUUCUUCACGAAAUCCUGUUUGAGCAUGCGAAGUCCUUGGGCAUCGAGAUUCGCAUGGGACAUCAGGUCGUAGAAUACUGGGAAGACGAAGCGAAUGGAAAGGCCGGCGUCAAAAUCCAAACAGAUGGAGUGAAGAGUUUGGCGAGAAAAUAUGUUAUCGGGUAUCGCGACAACUCAAAACCUUCUGGUUACGCUAUUUACCGGGCGUGGUUUGAUGCUGAAGAGCACGGUAUUGUGACAGACCCAUUGACAAACUUCCUGACUCACGGGGAUCAGUUUCACACGUGGGUUGGUCAAGACAUGCACGUUAUAGCGGUUUCCUCGCGCGGGGGUAAAGCGAUUUGUUUUUUCAUCACUCACAAAGAUAACGCAGCUGUUGAUGGGGACUGGUCGUCCCCGGGUAAGAUAGAAGACAUACUGGACCUUGUGAAAGACUGGGACCCGCGGUGCGCUGCCAUCAUCCGCAAAGCUCCUUCGUGCAUCGACUGGAAGCUUCUCGUCCACGACCCUCUUCCUACUUGGCUCAGCCAAUCUGGUCGCGUGGUAUUGAUUGGCGAUGCGGCUCACCCAUUUUUGCCAUCAAGCGCGCAGGGUGCAUCUCAAGCCAUUGAGGAUGGGGUAACGCUAGCGGUUACGCUGAACCUUGCUGGCAAAGACAAUGUUCGAUUGGGAACGAGGGCAUGGGAAUCGAUUCGGUACCAACGGGUGUAUGAUGCACAGAUGUUGGGUGAGAGUACGCGUGAAAAAUGGCACGGGGCGAAAGUGGGUGAUUCGGGGGAAAGCUUCGAGUUUCCCAUGCCAGAGUGGUUGAUGGCAUUCGACGCUGAAGCCCACGCAUAUGCUGUUUACGAGAGAAUAGCACGGUCUAUAGUUAAAGACGGGUAUCGUCAGCCGUGUCUAGAGGAGGGUGAGGAGGUGAGAGAAGCGGCAUAGGUAAAGAAUCAGAAGUUUACGAGUCUUGAGCGGAUCGCUAGUGUCGAUGGAGGCGAAGAACGAGAUAUCGCCGUUGUAUGUCCUAUCUAGCAUUGCAUCACCCCUUUUUAAUGAAAAGUGCCUGGUUUAAG
This is a messenger RNA of Suillus fuscotomentosus, 1773 nucleotides long. RefSeq names its product monooxygenase. The record is from RefSeq and is a predicted model, not a curated record. NCBI's taxonomy places the organism in Eukaryota, Fungi, Basidiomycota, Agaricomycetes, Boletales, Suillaceae. Bases 359 to 1642 code for a protein of 427 amino acids. The transcript is spliced from 10 exons. Gene Ontology annotation, biological process: secondary metabolite biosynthetic process. Gene Ontology annotation, molecular function: FAD binding; monooxygenase activity.